CGUCAUAUCGGCUCUGUGACUCAUCCGGGUGUUGAUAUACAAUAUUAAACAAGAGUGUGUACGAUUUAAAACAUUGGGAAGGAAAUUUAAAAUUGUAACAUUGCCUAAUUUUAUAAAUUUUUUGUAUUUAUUUAUAUAGGUAAAAUAUGGCUAAUCCUAAAUAUGCUGAUUUGCCGGGCAUUGCUCAUGAUCAACCAGAUGUGUAUGAAACAAGUGAUUUACCUGAAGCCGAGCAAGGAAAUCUUUCUAUAUCAGAUGCUAUGGUGGAUCAAUGUGAUAGUGUUGAAACUCUUAAAGUUUCUCCAAAUGAGGCUUUUAACAAAUUUAAAGGAAAGUCUUUGGAUGGAAGAAAUGUUGAUUUCACUGAUGGUAUUGGUCAUGGAAGAAAAAUUGGUUAUGAUAUUAGGUCUGGAGACUGGGAAAUGAUUGGAGAUCAUUCCAAAGAAAAAGAAAACCCACUUCAAGCUUACAAUAGAAUCCAGUUUGAAGUGAAACAACUUUUUGAGCAAGUCAGUGAGAUGAAAGAAUCAUCUACAAAAGAAAAUAAAUCAUCUCAAGUGCCUCCAGUAGUUCUUGUGCAGCAGAUAGAGCAACUACAAAAAGAACUGCAAGAUUUACAUUUGGAAAAAGUAUUAGGCUCUGAAGCCUUAGAAGAAAUGUCAGAUCCAUUAGGAGCUUUGCAUAAAAAACUCCUGACACAAUUAGAAACUUUCAAAAAUGUACCAGUGACGGAUAAAAAACCUAAAGCUGCUACAACAACUCCUACUGAAGAAGCUGUUAAAUAUGAAUUGUAUGUGCGGCCUGAUCAGGCAAAAUUGGAACAGGCUUCUAAAGUGGCUAAUCUAGAACAACGCUUAAGAAAUUUAGAAAAUAUAAUUGGACCAGAUACAAAGAAAUUGUCGUUUCUGACAUCAAAUACUGAUGGAAAAAGCGUCAAUGCCGCUAUUAAUUUACUGUCCUCAAAAUUAAACCUGUUAGAGCCAAGUUACCUGGAUCAAGUAGAGAGUAGAUUUGCUGUCCUUCAUCAGUGCAUGCAACAAGUGUCUGAGAAAAAACAUCAGAUAGAAGAUGCUGAAAAGCAAAAUAAGAUUGCUGAACUCUAUGAACUUGCAAAGAAAGUAGACGAUCUAAGUACCAGUCUUCCUCAAGUAGUUGAAAGAUUGGUUUCUUUAAAAGAUCUCCAUGAACAAGCUCUUCAAUUUAGUAAAGCACUGACUCAAUUAGAUACAACUCAGCAGCAGAUAACUAGUGCUUUAAAGAAUAAUGAAAAAUUACUGAAAGAGGUACAAGGAACAUUUUUGAAGAAUUCUGAAAUGAUUGAAACCAAUAUUGCCAAUAUAAAUUCAAGAGUAGCAGCCUUGCAAUAACUAAAUUUCAUUUUAUUAAAAUCGAAGUUUUCAGCUCGCCCUGUGAUGGAUUUUACAUUUCUUUUAUUAUUUAAUAACUUGACAUAUUUUAUUGAAUAAAUUAAAUUAUAUCACUAGAAUUGGUUUUUGAACAAAUAAUUAAUAUGUUCUUUAUGCUUAGAUUAUAUGAAUAGAUUUAAAAAAUAUUACAUCAAGCAUGAAUAUUUAUAGGAUUUAACAUUCUUAUUUUGAAUUUUACAUACAAGAAUAUGAAUUAUUGGUUAUAAAUCAAAGGAAAUGCUAAUUCAUUAAUGCAUGAGAAAUUAUGUAAAUUUGUAAAUAUUUUGCCGUACUAUUUAUGAAUGAAAAUUUCUAUUAAUAGCAGGUUAAAACAAUAUAUAGAAAUAUGAGUGCCUCUAGAUUUUUUUUAUUUGCACUAAGAGUGUAGGCCUACUUUUGAUAUUUUUAACAAAGCUCCUUUCAUAUCCUUGAAUAUAACGUUAACAAGCCGAACUUUUGCACACCAAUGACAGCUAUUUUUUGAAAACAUUUAAAGAAUUGCUUUUAUAGAAUUAAUAUCCAGAUUUUGUAGAUUACAUAUUAUCUGCAACUGUUUGUAGAAAGUUUGUUCAAUUAUAAUAAGUGAAUAAAGCAAUUUUUUCUGAA
This is a messenger RNA of Argiope bruennichi, 2012 nucleotides long. It is a transcript of the gene DCTN2-p50, whose product is annotated as dynactin subunit 2-like. Gene Ontology annotation, biological process: mitotic spindle organization. Gene Ontology annotation, cellular component: centrosome; cytoplasm; dynactin complex. NCBI's taxonomy places the organism in Eukaryota, Metazoa, Arthropoda, Arachnida, Araneae, Araneidae. The transcript has 13 exons. The record is from RefSeq and is a predicted model, not a curated record. Bases 147 to 1367 code for a protein of 406 amino acids.